AAGCACAAGCAACUUUCAUCGACCUCCAAGUCUGGCUCAGGCGCCAGCAGCGACGACAACGACGACAACAAGGGCACCAGGAGGAGCAGCAGGAAACGGCCUGCAAACGACACCGAUAACGACGACGACGACGACGAUAAAGACGAGGACGCCGACGCCGACGCCGACGAUGAUGACGAGGCUCAGAUUAUCAAGAGUGUCCCCGGCUUUCUCCUUGCCAAGAGCUGGAAUCCUGAAAGCGACGACCCCAAGGACUGGUUUAUCUCGGAGAAGCUUGAUGGUGUCCGGGCCAUGUGGAACCCCGUGAAGAAAUCCUUCUACACACGACUCGGCAACCCGCUCUCGGCCCCGCGCUGGUUCACCAAGGAUCUGCCCAACUUUUUCCUGGACGGCGAGCUGUUCUCGGGCCGCAGCCAGUUUGCCCAAACGGUCUCCAUUGUGCGGUCCCAGGACUCGCCGCACUGGGAUAAGAUUGUGUACCAUUGCUUCGAUGCCCCCAACCUCAGCGACAAGGUCUUUGAAGAUCGCCUCGCCGAGGCCCAGAAGUACUUUGCCGCCAAGCCCGUUUCCCAUGUCAAGAUUGUCCGCCAUGAGCCGUGCAAGUCUGUGCAGCAGCUCAAGGACAUGCUGGACCAGGUGCUCGACCGCGGCGGCGAGGGACUGAUGCUCCGCCAGCCCCAGUCGAUGUACGAGGGCCGCCGUUCGCCGACGCUGCUCAAAGUCAAGGCCUUUUACGAAGCCGAGGCCCGCGUCACUGGCCACCAGCGGGGCACCGGUCGCAACUCCUCCGUCAUGGGUGCGCUGAUGUGCGUGAUGGCUUCGGGUGCGACUUUCAAGGUCGGCACGGGCUUUACGGACGCCCAGCGCCGAAACCCGCCCAAGAUCGGCUCGAUCAUCACCUAUCGGUUCCAGGAGCUGAGCAAGAGUGGAAACCCACGCUUUCCGUCGUAUGUUGGUGUGCGCAUUGACAUGACCCAGCCUAAGGAUGCCGUCAUUCGGCUCACUCGCAAG
Molecule: messenger RNA, 1011 nt
Organism: Polychytrium aggregatum
Lineage: Eukaryota; Fungi; Chytridiomycota; Chytridiomycetes; Polychytriales
Exons: 2
Biological process (GO): DNA recombination; DNA repair
Molecular function (GO): ATP binding; DNA ligase (ATP) activity
Source: RefSeq, a predicted model, not a curated record